AUGCCCUCGACUGACGAGGAUAAUGUGAGACCCGAUCAAGAUCUCUCCACAAUGUCAGGAACACACCUAAUGAAAAGGUGGAGAGAAAGCAUGUGGGAUACGCAGCAGAGAGCUGCACAGCAACCAGAGUGGUUCGCAACACCAUCUCCAACACCGCAAGCUCUCCAAAGUGGAGCAAGUGAUCCCACUCGGAUCCGAAGCUCGGUCCAUAGAAGACUGCGACCUUCGGUUCAUGACAGGCUGGGUAGCCCCUGUAGAUCCAGUAGACAACCCGAGGGCAGUGGCCAGUCGAGAAGGAGAAGGAGAAGUGACCGAACUCCUAGCCCCCUACACGCCCCCGAGCAGUCCCUUGGAGGAAACUCGAGAAGCGAAGGUAUCAGGGCGAGGCUAGGAAAGAGAAUCAUGACUCCAGCAUCUUCUCCAUUCUCGGAUGAUAUUGUCAUGGAGACGAUUCCCAAAAUCGUUGCCGAAGGGAUCGAUCAAAAGUUGGAAGAAGCUGAAGAAGAGGUUUUGCGUAGUACAGUUCGUGAGCAACAAUCGCCCGGAACGAACCACUGCCGAGCUAACCUCUAUACAGCAAGAAAGAGACGAGAGCCUGCGAGACUUCAUGGCCAGAUUCAUGAAGGAAUCCACCAAAAUUCCGAACCUGCAGCCAGAUCAGCAAGGCUAAGAGGUUCCUCAGAUCCGAAGGAUAACAGAACCAACCAGAGUAAGCCCGAGGGCAACUCAAGAAAGGGGAAAGAGAAGGUGGGUGCGAGAGAAGCGAGUCCCAAGAGAGAUGGGAAGAAGGGUGAAUUUCAACCCAAGUACACCAACUACACCCCACUCACUAUACCCCGAAGAGAAAUCUUCAACCUCCACAAGGACGAUGAAAAGUGGAAGCUUCCAGACAAGCUCAGGUCAAAUCCCCGCCACCGCAACAAGAACAAGUGGUGUGAAUUCCACGAUGACUUCGGCCAUACCACGGAAGAGUGUAACUCGCUGAAAGAUAACAUCGAAGACCUCAUACGACGAGGCUACCUCAAGAGUUACCUGCUUGACCAUAGGGCGGAAAGUGAAGAAAAAGAAAAAGCAAAAUCUGGUAAGCUACAAGAGCAAGCCCAGAAAAGGGUCCACGAGACCGAAGGGCAAAAGAAAAAGCCAAUUCUAGUGGUGUUCGGAGGACAAAGGUCCGGCCACGCCAGCAAGAAACAUCUAAGAGCUCUCUCCCACCGAGUCAACUUCAGCAAUAGUACUGGUCGAUGGAGGGAGCGCCGUAAACAUCAUCUUCAGGAACUGCUUCGAGCAACUCAUCCUCGAAGAGGGAGAAGAGUCACUGACCAAGGUCAGUUACCCAUUGAUCGGAUUCAACGGAUCCGCAGCUAUUCCCCGAGGAAUGAUAACCCUACCCGUUACAAUCGGCCAAGGCCUGGCGGCAAGAAACGUCCGAGAGGAAUUCUUGGUGAUGGACUGCGACUCAGUGUAUAA
Spinacia oleracea (spinach) is the source of this 1467-nucleotide messenger RNA. RefSeq lists its product as uncharacterized. The transcript is spliced from 4 exons. NCBI's taxonomy places the organism in Eukaryota, Viridiplantae, Streptophyta, Magnoliopsida, Caryophyllales, Amaranthaceae. The coding region runs from base 1 to 1467 and encodes 488 amino acids. The record is from RefSeq and is a predicted model, not a curated record.